AUGCAGGCCAUUCACGAGCAGCACCGGGCGAGCUACUUGCCUGCCUCGUCUCGUCAGAGCCGCAUGGCCAUUGAUUCCCUAUUGAAUCCAUCCGCAGAAAGCGAAACUACCAGUACUCGGUCACAAUAUAGCCAGCACGGCUCGCCCUUAUACCCGCCCAGUCCGAAUCAGUAUUUCUAUACUUCCUACUCAGAGAGCCACCAUCCUUAUCAGGAGGACUCGCAAGACCAGGGAUACCUGCCCUACCGGACACGAUCGGUGGAAUCCUCCCCGGAUCCUUACUCUCGUGAUCGAUACGAUUCGGUAUCUAGCAGCUCCAGCAAUGCUGCGGAGCGACGGCGGCCUCCCCGACCCAAAUACGAAGAAGAAGAGAUGUAUUUCAUCUGGUACCACCGUGUGGACCUCGGCCAAGAAUGGAAGGAGGUCCGUGAAAGCUUCAACAGGCAGUUCCCCGAUCGGCAGCGACGAGGGUUCCAAGGAAUUCAAUGCAAAUUUUACCGCUUCAUCAAAGAGAAGAAGUGUCCCACAUUACGGGAGCAGCGCCGCAUGCGUGACGGCGACUUUCUGCGGGAGGGGGCGGGAGUUGCCGACUCGGGGGCUCCGAAAUUUGGAGUUAUUGAGUGGGUAGGGACCUGGUAUCCAUGGAUGCGCGAGGACAAAGAAACGGUGCGCAGACGACGAAUUGCGAGGUAG
Molecule: messenger RNA, 693 nt
Organism: Aspergillus brunneoviolaceus CBS 621.78
Lineage: Eukaryota; Fungi; Ascomycota; Eurotiomycetes; Eurotiales; Aspergillaceae
Exons: 1
Coding region: 1-693 (230 amino acids)
Source: RefSeq, a predicted model, not a curated record